This is a messenger RNA of Miscanthus lutarioriparius, 837 nucleotides long. The record is from the annotation of a GenBank genome assembly. Lineage: Eukaryota; Viridiplantae; Streptophyta; Magnoliopsida; Poales; Poaceae.
AUGGCGGUGGAGUCCGACAGCGGCAGCCGGGCGGUGCAGCCCGCCGCCACGGGCGGCAGCACGGAGCCCGGGCUCGGGAAGCGCCUCAUGACCGUGCUCCGCGCCGUCUACCACAUGCUGCGCCGGGGCCUCUGCCGCAAGCGCCUCAUGAUGGACCUCCACCUCCUGCUCGGCCGGGGCAAGCUCGCCGGCAAGGCGCUGCGCGACCUCCUCGCCGCCGCGCACCACUCCCACCACCACAUGGUCGCGCCGUCGUCGUCCCGCGCCGGCCGGGCUCCUUCAGCCUCGUCCUCCUCCGCGCUCCCCGCCGCCGCCACCUCGGGCCUCUCGUUCGUCCCGUACGACCCCCGGGACGUGGAGUUCAGCUGCACCACCACGCCGUCCUACUCCUUCGGCAGCGGCGCCGGUCACCCGGGCCCGGCGCGCGCGCUGUUCCCCUUCCUCCGCGGCCGCCGCCGCGCCCGGGGCAGCGGUGGCGCCGGCGGGUGCGACGGGCUCCACUUCGCGCAGGUGGCGCGCGCGCUCGAGAAGAUGCACGCCGCCGACGACGCAGGCGGCGGAUCGGGAUCUGGCUCCGAUCAGCUGGCGCUGUCUUCGCCGUCGCCGUCGGUCGCCGGGGCCACGCCGUCGCCCAUGCUGGCGCUCAGCCUCGGCCGCAGCCCCGCCGGGGCCCGCCGCCUGCGCGUCACCGACUCGCCCUUCCCGGUCGACCCGCCCGAGGGCCUCGACGCCCGCGCCGACUCCACCUUCGACGCCUUCAUCAGCAAGUUCUACGAGACCCUCCGCCUGCAGCAGGCAGACGCCACGCCCGACAACCGCGCGCGCCGCCGCGGCUAG